AUGGCCGAUUGGCCUCCAACAUCAACAACAACCCAUAAUCCUACUAACCGUUUAACAAAUAAAAUACCGUCAACACCGAUCGUAGCUAUAAACAAUCAAAAUCCGACGUCAAAUCAAAAUAAAUUACAAACAACAUCGUCUCCACCAACUUUUUAUUCUCACAAUUCGCCAACAACGACUAGUACCUCCCUAAUUCAUGAAACAUUUCGUAGCACAUUGCGACUUGUCACGGGUACCGACAGUACAGAGCAGCAAGAGGUAACCAAUUUGUCGCAUAUGUGUUAUCCUCCCAUGAUUCCAGAUGACCCAUUGAUUAAUACAGACAAUCUUGACAGUGAUGGUAAUAUGAAUGAUCAUUCACAUACAGGAACAGGAUUGGGAACCAGUAUUAUAGACUCGGGACCUCAUAGUAAUCAUGAUAAUUACCAAGAAGGCCAUGGACACUUUUUUGUUAAAAAAACAUUUCAUAAACCAACUUAUUGUCAUCAUUGUGUAGAAAUGUUAUGGGGGCUUAUUGGACAAGGUUAUUAUUGUGAAGUUUGCAAUUUUAUUUGUCAUGACAGAUGUAGAAAACACGUUAUAUCACCAUGUUCUAGUAUUGCCCCGAUUCUGAUCAAAAAUCCUGUUUGUCACAUAUGGUCUGAUGUUAGUCGUUUCAAACGUAAAUUUUGUAAUGUAUGUCGGAAACGUUUAGAAGAUUUUUCGGCUGUACGAUGUGAAAUAUGUGAAUAUUAUGCUCAUGAAGAUUGUAAAGAUUUUGCUGUUAAUGAUUGUCGAGAAACAGCCACUUAUGUUCCAAAGAGAGACAAUACAACUGUGCGUCAUCAUCAGCAUUGGCGUGAAGGUAAUUUGCCAACAAAUUCCAAAUGUGCAGUGUGCAGAAAAACAUGUUGGUCUAGUGAAUGUCUCGCGGGUAUGAGAUGUGAAUGGUGUGGAAUAACAACCCAUAGUACAUGUCGUUCAAAAGUUCCUGAAGAUUGUAAUUUUGGUACAUUACGGGAUAUUAUUAUACCUCCAUAUGCAAUUAGUAUACCUCGGAGCGAUUUAAAUAAAGAAUCUAUUUUGGGAAUUGGAUUAGUUCGGCGAUACAAUGAAGUGCCAGCCAUAUCAUUUGCCGGUCCAGGAGUUUCUUCAUGUUCUCCAUCAACAAUGUCAGUGGGUGCAUCCAGCAGUAGUAGUUUUUUUUUCUCAACGAGUAGUACUAGUGGUCAGCAUCAGCAUACAGCAUUAACUGCUGUACAUAGUUAUAACGAUAUGCCACCUCAAUCUCCAAGUAAAAUAGAAAAAGCGAAAAAAAAUAAUUUAUAUCGUCGCAUACAGCGACAAUCAUCAUUUGUAUUACCACGAAAAAAAACACAACGGGAACAUCGAUCAAUAUACAGGGUACGCAGUAUAUCUCAAGAUUAUAACUCUGCUGAUAAAGAGGAUCAAGCGUCGAAUCCAAGUGGCACAUCUGUGAAUAAUCCUUCUACUACUUACAUUGCACCUGAGCCGCCUUCACAACCACAACCACCUAGUCUAAUAGCACCAAAUUCACAACCAUCAUCUAAACGACGAGAUAAAUCAUCAAAAGCACCAGAUGAAGAAGAAGAAAGAGAAAUAAUAAAAGUAUUUGAUGGUAAUGCAGCAUAUCGUGAAAAUACACCAAGAGCUAUAUCAGUACCAAAAGUGACCAGUUAUAAACAAAUAUUGGAGGCCGCAUUACGUACAUUCCAUAUUAACGAUGAUUCAAAUAAAUAUUGUAUAACUGUUCCUAUUGAAUCAGACAAUGGCAAAGAUCAUGCAAUCGAUGAAAAUAAUCCAUUGAAAUCUAUUAGACAAUUAAAUUCUAAACGUCAUGUAUUCAUACGUUAUCGUGAAACAGAUAACGAUCCUUAUUUUGUUCGAGUUUAUCCAGGAAUAUUGAAUUGUAAAACAAAUGAUUGUUUUAAAACGAUAAUAAUUGACUCUGAAACAACAACAAAAGAAGUUGUAGGAAAAGCAUUAGAAAAAUUUGGACUACACGGUGCAAUACCUGAAAAUUAUUCAUUAGUCGAAGUAUUAUUAAUCUCAAAUAUUAACUACACAUACACUGAUCGAGUUUUAGAAGAACAUGAAUGUCCGUUAUUUGUACUCAAACAACAAAGACAAGAAUCCGUUCGUAGUCAUCGUGUUACUCGUUUUUAUUUACAACAUAAAGAAGAUCCUCAUGGCCCAUCUGUUUCAUUAUUUGUUGGAAAUUUACCAACGGGUCUACGUACUGAACGUCAAUAUGAUCGUAUUCUGUUUACAGAUGUAUUAAAGUCAAAUAAAGAAUUAAAAUGGGAUAAUAUGGAAGUUAUUUAUUAUGAACAUGGAGCAAUGGUUCUAGUAUAUAAUGAUAGUGAAAAAGCGACUAAAGCCUAUUCAGAAUUACGAAGAGGAAUGUAUGACAAUAAACCAUUAAUGGUGCUAAUGUUGCCGAAUAUACAACCGCAAAUAAUGCCUCCAAAUGUGACGCCAUUACUCGUAUUUGUUAAUGUUAAAUCGGGCGGUCAACAAGGAAGUGAAUUGAUAACAAAUUUUAGACAUUUAUUAAAUCCACAUCAAGUAUUUGAUUUACAAAAUGGAGGACCAUUGCCUGGAUUGUAUGUAUUUCGAAAUAUUCCUCAUUAUCGAAUAUUGGCAUGUGGUGGAGAUGGUACUGUUGGAUGGGUAUUAAGUUGUUUAGAUAAUGUUGGACAAGAUGCAUUGUGCCAAUCGCCGCCGGUCGGUAUUGUUCCCUUAGGAACAGUUUCAAGCAAUUUAAAUUUGUCUACAUAUUUAGGAAACGAUUUGGCUCGUGUAUUACGGUGGGGAUCGGGUUAUACGGGCGGUGAAGAACCGAUAUCAUUGCUCAGGGAUAUUGUUGAAGCUGAAGAAAUUAAACUUGAUAGAUGGACAGUUGUCUUUCAUCAAGAUCAAGAAAAACGAGAUCCGGAAGGAACAACAAAUGAAGAUAAAACAGAAAUGUUUGUGAUGAACAAUUACUUUGGACUUGGUUUAGAUGCCGAUAUAUGUCUAGAUUUUCAUAUGGCUAGAGAAGAAAAUCCAAAUAAAUUUAAUAGCCGUAUCCAAGCCAAAGGUUAUUAUUUCAAAACUGGAUUACGAAAAAUAAUGAAAAAAGGCGGUCUAAAAGAUUUUACACGCGAUAUUAUUUUGGAAGUAGACGGAAAACGAAUUGAUUUACCAUCAUUAGAAGGCAUCGUAAUAUUAAAUAUUCUAAGCUGGGCUAGUGGAGCAAAUUUAUGGGGACACGAAAAAGAUGACAAAUUUUCACGUCCAACACAUUAUGAUGGCAUGUUAGAAGUUUGUGGUGUAACGGGAAUUGUACAUAUGGGACAGAUACAAUCAGGAAUUAGAUCAGCCGUUAGAUUAGCUCAAGGAGGACAUGUUCAUAUUCGUAUGAAUAACGAUUAUCCAGUACCUGUUCAAGUCGAUGGAGAACCGUGGCUUCAACCGCCAUGUGACAUCACAAUAAUUAGAUCAGCAUUAAAAGCCACAAUGUUACGUAAACGUAAAAGUAAAAUAAAACGUCGUAAUACUGAACCAUCCGUGUAUUUUCCUGAUGUUGAUGAUGAUUCAAAGUGUUAA
This is a messenger RNA of Didymodactylos carnosus, 3591 nucleotides long. Lineage: Eukaryota; Metazoa; Rotifera; Eurotatoria; Philodinida; Philodinidae. The record is from the annotation of a GenBank genome assembly.